CUACACCAACAACAACAACUACACCAACAACAACUGCACCAACAACAACUACACCGACAACAACAACUACGCCGACAACAACAACUGCUAAACCAACAAUAACUACACCACCAACAACAACAACUACACAGACAACAACAAUUACGCCGACAACAACAACAUCACCACCGACAACAACUACACCAACAACAAUAACCACUCCAACAACAACCAACACUGCAACAAUAAUGAAUACAACUACACCGGAUAUUACCACCACUCCAAUGUCUACCAUCCGUUCGACUGUUUCCUCAAAAGACACUACACCUACCACACUCCAGUCAGCUAUUGCGGCUGUACCAUCAACAAAAGAACCAACAACAUCUCAACCUAAUUAUACAUCUUUCGACAAAGAAAACAGUCGGGUCGCCGUAGUGUUCACCAUCAAGUUCAACAAAGAUUUUAACCCCUCGCUUGUCUCCCCUGAAACAACUAUCUAUAUGGACACAGUGCGACACUACACGGCUGUGCUGACUCCAGUGUACAAAGAUGUUUUAAACUUUGACAAAAUUGUGAUCACGAAUUUCUGGCCGGGAAGUAUCGGCAUCGACUACCAGGUACACCUGAAAGCCUUCAGUCACCAACAGCCAGUUGACGUCAUCAAGGUCAGCCAACAACUAGCAGACACCAAACAACGUCUGCUUGAUUUGGACAACGUGGACAAAACCUACGUCAACAGCACCUUCAACCAAAAUCUGGAUGAUUCCUUGCACGUGCUGGAGGAGUUUUCCCGUGACGUGUGUAGGAGUAAGCACAUCUGUAAUGACACGUACGUGUGUAACUCAACCAGCCAGGUGUGUGAUCACAAAUGUUUCAACUUCCGGUGUCCAGUCAACGCCGAGUGUUACGUCACUGACCAGCACAUCCCACAGUGUAGGUGUAGCGAUGGCGCCGAUUGUUCGUCUGCUGGGAGCACAUCCGGUCUGACGACCACACACAUCGUCGCUGUUGGUGCUGGGGUGGGUGGGGCUGUUGUCGUCAUCAUCGUCAUCAUCGCUCUGAUCGUCUGCCUCAAACGACGGCCAUCCCAUAAUUUCACCGUCCAUACCCCACGUGACCAGCGCAGCCAUUACAGUUUGAAGACACGACCGGAAGUCGUCAUGAUGACCUCCUACCAAAGGCCUUCAUCAGAGAUAAUCUACAAGUUGUAGUUGGCCUUUAAAUGUAUCAAUCAACUCCACAAUUUUGGAGAAAAAUUGUGUUGAAAACUGACGAUUUUUGCGUAAAAAACUAGAAAUGGGUUCAUUAAGUGGCAUUUCUUUCAAUGUAAAAUACUCCAUUUUCAUGUUUUCUACACUAUAUUUUAAAUGUAUUUAAUUAAUCUAUAGUUGGUUACACCCCGUCAUAGUAUAUACAUUUGUUUCAUUAUGUAAAUCCCAUGUGUUCCAAUGUUAAAUACUGUUGAAUCGGUUAGCUGUGCACCUAGGUGUCUUUCAGCAAGCUGUGUGCACACUGUGUAGAACCAAAGUAACAUGGCAAUGGUGUGCUGUGUGUUAGAUGAUCUUAUUUAAGUUGAGAUUUUUCAUGAUGUGUAAGAUGGUGUUGUUCCUGUGGAGAUGUUGUGUUGAUGUGUAAGAUGUUGUAUUUUAAUUGAAGAUGUUGUGCUGCUGUAUUAAUGAGUGAUCAACAUUCUGUUCAGUAUGUGGUUGUAGAAGUUAACGAAGCUGGAUUGGAUGAGAAUAUUCUGCCUGAUGAUAAAAGUUUACGUUUGAGUUUGGAUUAGUCGUUACUUAGUUUUCUCUAGAGAUUUUACAAUGUUUAGUUUCAGUUCUAGUCCUGCAGAGUUUCCUUCAGGCAAGAUCAUAUAUAUGGUGCCAAGGUGUGUUUUACCUCACUAUUACAUAAGGUUACUCAUACAGCACGCCAAUGGGCGCUAGGGCGGAAGUGUGGACACCCCCGCUCCCAAUAUCUAAGAUACAAAAGGUUUUGUGUGUGUGACUAGCUUCGAGUGAGAAAGUUAGGAGUUGAGUGAGUAGGUGGG
Molecule: messenger RNA, 2020 nt
Organism: Physella acuta
Lineage: Eukaryota; Metazoa; Mollusca; Gastropoda; Physidae
Source: RefSeq, a predicted model, not a curated record